AAUACUCUACAUUAACGUAAAUUGAGUGCAGUAUCUAGUACCUAACCACAUCAUCACCUUCAUUUGCUACUGUUCAGCCAUAAGCGAUUUUGAUGGAGAUGAAAAAAAAUGGGGAUAUCCAGAGAAGAAAACCUUGAAUUUGAAGUCUAUCUUAUCUCGAUGGUCGGCGCAAACCGUGGAAUGGGUCAAUUGAAUAGUGUGUUUUAGUUCAUUCAAUUGUCACAAGAUGCGUUAUACGGAUGUGGUGAUUUUGGUUAAUUUACUCGCGUGCGCUAGUGCUUUGCCCACGUUCGAUAUUGACACAGAAACGUUCGAACUGUCAGUGAUACAUAUAAAUGAUUUUCACGCAAGAUUUGAGCAAAUCACCACAUCGGGUGGUAAAUGUAAAGAUGAAUCGAAAUGUAUCGCUGGACUAGGUAGAAUAAAGACUGAAAUCAACCAGAUCCUACAAGAGAAACCAGAUUCUCUAGUCCUGAAUGCAGGAGAUAAUUUUCAAGGAACACUCUAUUACAAUAUUUUUAAGUACAAUAUAACUGCCCAUUUCCUCAAUACCAUACCGUUUGAUGCUAUCGUAUUAGGAAACCACGAAUUUGAUGAUGGUAUCGCCGGUGUAACUCCUUUCAUGAAAAUGCUAAAUGCCCCUAUUGUGCUGAGCAACGUUAACGAUACAUUCGAACCCACAUUUCAAGGGCUGUACAAGAAAAGUGUUGUGGUAGAAAGAAACGGAAGAAAAAUUGGAAUUAUUGGUGUCAUCAUUCAAUCCUGCGAUGAAAUUUCCAACACUGAAAAUUUGAUAUUCUACGAUGAAUCGACUUCAGUCAAUGAAGAAGCAGAAAGAUUAGUUAGGGAGGAGGGAGUAUUCACUAAUAUUGUUUUAUCCCAUAGUGGUUACGGUGUAGAGAAACUGAUAGCACAAAAUGCGACAAAUAAAAUAAGUAUUAUUGUUGGUGGACAUUCACAUUCAUUUUUAUAUACUGGGGAUGAUCCACCAGGACCUGACAUACCCGCUGGUCCAUAUCCUACUGUGAUAACUAGUGAUGAAGGCAAAACUGUAUUAGUCACUCAGGCUUCCGCAUAUACGAAGUACUUAGGAAACAUAACAGUAUUUUACGAUGAAGAGGGCAAUAUUAAGAGUUGGUCAGGUGCCCCUAUAUUCAUGGACCAUAAAAUACCUCAGGAUCAAGCAUAUUUAAAUGAACUGAUACCUUACGCACUGGUUGUGAAUCAAAGCGCAAACGAUAUACUUGGAUCUAGUCUUGUUCGAUUAGAAAGAGACGACUGCAGAAUGGGGGAAUGCUUAUUAGGCAAUUUUGUCACUGACGCUAUGGUUUAUUCGUACGUACAAACUUCCCCAAGGUCAUCUUGGACUAAGGCAGCUAUAGCUCUCAUGAAUACUGGUGGUCUAAGGACUUCAAUUCCUAAAGGAAAUAUAACCUAUGAUGAUAUGACUAAUGCUCAACCGUUUGGAAAUGAUCUCUAUAUGGGAGAGGUGACAGGACAAGAUUUGAAAGAUAUUUUCGAGUUUUCAGCAACCCCAUACUUUUAUGGAAGAACGUUUAUCAAUAUCAACAUUUUACAAGUAUCAGGUAUACAAGUCACCAUCGAUGUCAGGGAGCCUAUUGGAUCUAGAAUUACGUCCCUGAAAGUGAGAUGUGCUGAUUGUCAAAUUCCUGUUUACGAGGACGUCGAUAAGAAGAAGAUCUACAGAAUAAUCGUCCCUUCGUUCCUCUUCCGAGGAGGAGACGGCUUCAACAUCAUUCCGGAUAGGCUUAGGAACUUCCAGAUAGGCGAGGUGGACAUGGACGCUUUCAGGAAUUUCCUACACAAUAGAAGUCCGAUCUUUGAAGAGGUCGAAGGAAGGAUUCAGAUAUUAGGCGCUGAAAAUAUACAAACAAGAGAUCUAUAUUAUUGAUGCUAAAUUUUGAAGAUAGUUUGAAUUGAAAAUUUUUUAUACGGAGCGUAUUACAGGUUUCAGGAAGGGAAGUAUCUGUAUUAGUUUUCAAAAAAAGAUGCCAUUUUGAGAAUGGUUCCUUCGGUAACGACGAGAAAAAUGUAUUGAGUAAAUCUAGUCUUUUUAUACCAUUAACGAGUCGAAAUUCUAGAUAAUUCUGAAGAUUUUCAUCAUAUUGAUUUGUAUUUCGUUGUAGAAAAAAAAUUGAAUAAACAUAUUUUGUUGG
Molecule: messenger RNA, 2177 nt
Organism: Coccinella septempunctata (seven-spotted ladybird)
Lineage: Eukaryota; Metazoa; Arthropoda; Insecta; Coleoptera; Coccinellidae
Product: apyrase
Exons: 9
Coding region: 227-1912 (561 amino acids)
Biological process (GO): AMP catabolic process
Cellular component (GO): plasma membrane
Molecular function (GO): 5'-nucleotidase activity; metal ion binding; nucleotide binding
Source: RefSeq, a predicted model, not a curated record